Molecule: messenger RNA, 2082 nt
Organism: Urocitellus parryii (Arctic ground squirrel)
Lineage: Eukaryota; Metazoa; Chordata; Mammalia; Rodentia; Sciuridae
Gene: Clns1a
Product: chloride nucleotide-sensitive channel 1A
Biological process (GO): cell volume homeostasis; chloride transport; spliceosomal snRNP assembly
Cellular component (GO): spliceosomal complex; cytosol; methylosome
Source: RefSeq, a predicted model, not a curated record
GCUUCCGGGGCGUGUUGCAGCGAGCGGGUAUUGCUGUGUCUUAGCUUUCUGAGAACCUGUUUCGAUGCUCCCGGGUACAAUGAGCUUCCUAAAGAGUUUCCCGCCUCCGGGGCAGGAUGAGGGGCUUCGGCAACAGCAGCCAGAUACAGAGGCUGUGCUGAACGGAAAGGGCCUCGGUAUCGGCACUCUUUACAUCGCGGAGAGCCGCCUGUCUUGGUUAGAUGGUUCUGGAUUAGGAUUCUCACUGGAAUACCCCACCAUUAGUUUACAUGCGGUGUCCAGGGACCUAAAUGCUUAUCCUCGAGAGCAUUUGUAUGUUAUGGUGAAUGCCAAAUUUGGAGAAGAAUCAAAAGAAUCUCUUGCUGAUGAAGAGGAGGAAGACAGUGAUGAUGAUGUUGAACCUAUUACUGAAUUUAGAUUUGUGCCUAGUGAUAAAUCAGCAUUGGAGGUGAUGUUCACUGCAAUGUGUGAAUGCCAGGCUUUGCAUCCAGAUCCUGAGGACGAAGACUCAGAUGAUUAUGAUGGAGAAGAAUAUGAUGUGGAAGCACAUGAACAAGGGCAGGGGGAUAUUCCUACAUUUUAUACCUAUGAAGAAGGAUUAUCCCAUUUAACAGCAGAAGGGCAAGCUACACUGGAGAGAUUAGAAGGAAUGCUUUCUCAGUCUGUGAGCAGCCAGUAUAACAUGGCUGGGGUCCGGACGGAAGAUUCAGUAAGAGAUUAUGAAGAUGGCAUGGAGGUAGAUACCACACCAACAGUUGCUGGACAAUUUGAGGAUGCGGAUGUUGAUCACUGAAAAUGAUUUAUGCUGUUUAAAACAGGCGCCUCCUCUGGAAUUAGAAUAUUAAACCAGGACAAGAAAGAAAGGAAGGAGAGCCUGCAAUUUAUGGUAAAGAUGAACCUGAAUUGGAAAGUGAAUGCCUGGAAAUGGGUAUGGAAAAGACUGAGGCUGAACGUGGAGAUGGUCCUGAUGUGAAAGGGAAGUCUACCAAACCUACAGAGUACUGAAAUCCCGAAAGUAGAUGAUGGGCAGCCAUAAGUUAAGUCAAACUUAAGCCAUACAUACUGUCAUAUUGAAAAUACGACUUAAAUUCUCUCAAUAAAACUUUACAGUUUUCCCAGGGGAGGGGGAAACAUGGGUGCUGCAACAUGGGUGAACCUUGAGAACAAUAUGUAAGUGAAAUAAGCCAGUCACCAAAAGAAAUACUGUGUGCUCUCGCUUAUAUGGGGUUCUAGGUUGGUGAAGUUCAUACAGAUAGAAAGUAGAAUGGCGGUUGUCAAGAGGAGGUGGGGAGGAGGAAUGGGCAGUUAAUGUUUAAUGGGUUGAGAGUUUCAGUUUUGCAGGAGUUCUGUGGACAGAUGGCAUGAUGGUUACACAACAGUGUGAGUACACUUAAUACCCCUGGAUCAUACACUUGGAAAUGAUUAAGGUGGUAUAUUUUGUUAUGUGUAUUUUAUUGCAAAUUUUAAAAAAGGAUGAACUACCAAACUAAGCAAAGAUCUGGAUGAAUUUUAAGUGUAUAUUGGUAAGUGAAAGAAGCAAGUCUGAUUAUAAAAUUCUGUUCAUAUGACAUCAUGGAAAGGCAAAACUGUGGAGCUGAGAAGUGAAGUAGUAUGGGUUUAGUGGGAGAGGAGGAUUGAAUAGGUGAAGCAGCACAGCACAUAUUUUAGGGUAGUAUAACUAUUUUGUGUGAUACUGUAAUGGUAAUAUGACAUCACGCAUUUGUCAAAAUCCACAGAACCUUAAUGUAUUCAAUUUUGUGUGUGUGUAGUUCUGGGAAUCAAAUGCAGGGCCUCUACCACUGUGCUACAUCCCCAGCCUUAAUGCAUGCAAAUUAAAAAAUUAUUUAGGAGGUCAGAAGAUUCCAAGAUGGGAUAAAGAAUGGGACAAAAUAACUAUAUUAUGAAACAACCUCACUGAAGCAGAUGGGAGAAAAUUUGCUAACCUAAGUAACUUUGGAAAUGGUUAGAGUCUAUAAAACUGUGUCUACUGUGGUAUAAAUUAACCAUUCUGAAAUCACUGUAUGUAUAUAGGGAACAGAGCAAUUAAGAAAACUAGUGGUUGGGCUGGGGAUGUGGCUCAAG